This is a messenger RNA of Eubalaena glacialis (North Atlantic right whale), 3514 nucleotides long. It is a transcript of the gene CD99L2, whose product is annotated as CD99 molecule like 2. Lineage: Eukaryota; Metazoa; Chordata; Mammalia; Artiodactyla; Balaenidae. Bases 171 to 965 code for a protein of 264 amino acids. The transcript has 11 exons. The record is from RefSeq and is a predicted model, not a curated record.
CUCCCGGGGCCGCGCCGCGCGCGCGCCGGUUCUGGGCGAGGCCCUGCAGUAGCGGCAGGGUUCCUCCCUCUUCUGCUCCUCCUUCUCCUUCCCGGCUCCUCCCCGACCACCCCCUCCGGCGCUCUCGCGCUAACUGUGCUUCUCUGGGCCCCGUCCGCCCGCUCCCAGCCAUGGUGGCCUGGCACUCGGCGUUCCUCAUCUGCCUCGCUUUCUCCUUGGCCACUCUGGUCCAGAGAGGAUCUGGGGACGUUGGUUUCAGUCUGGAGGAUGCAUUGGAAGAAACUUCCUCAGUAAAGCAGAGAUGGGACCAUGUCACCACCACAACCAGGAGACCGGGAGCGACCAGAGCUCCAGCAAAGCCUGCAGGUAGUAAAUUUGACUUGGCUGAUGCUUUGGAUGAUCAAGAUCAUGGCCACAGGAAGCCGAGUGCAGGAGGAGGAGAGAGACGGGACCAUGUCACCACCACAACCAGGAGACCGGGAGCGACCAGAGCUCCGGCAAAGCCUGCAGGGCCCCCUGAAGAAAAAGAAUUUGACUUGGCCGAUGCCUUGGAUGAUCGAAAUGAUCAAGAUCAUGGCCACAGGAAGCCGAGUGCAGGAGGAGGAGGUUUUUCAGACAAGGAUCUUGAAGACCUAUUAGGGGGUGGUGAAUACAAACCUGACAAGGGUAAAGGUGAUGGCCAGUAUGGCAACGGGGAAGACUCAGGAUCCGGCAUGUCCGCAGAGACCGGCACCAUCGCCGGCGUGGCCAGUGCUCUGGCCAUGGCCCUGAUCGGCGCUGUCUCCAGCUAUAUCUCCUACCAGCAGAAGAAGUUCUGCUUCAGCAUUCAGCAGGGUCUCAAUGCGGACUACGUGAAGGGGGAGCACCUGGAGGCCGUUGCGUGUGAGGAGCCCCAAGUAAAAUACUCAGCGCUGCAGACGCAGUCCGUGGAGCCGCCGCCGCCGCCGGAGCCGCCCCGGAUCUGAGGGGCUGACGCGAGGCCCCGCUCCGCCUGGCAGGCUGUGGGCACACAGGGCCGCUGCUUGGGACCCAGCUCCUUGUUACGUUUGGACCCACGGCUGCCACGCUGCUCCUUCGAUGUCAUUGGCUUCUUGUCGUUCUCAGUUUCCGGACGAGCUCUGGGUGUUCGGGAGUUUGGCUCGUGCACCCGCCCUGCCGCACGGCCUCCGGAGAGCCUUUCUGCGGAAAUCCUUAGUGAGCUGGGAAGGGGGAGACUGAGCGGAGGGCGGCCAGAGGCCACGCGUGCUGCAGGGCAAGAGUCUGAACCCGGGGCCCUGCCAUCCCCUCCGCUGCACUGCCUUGCUGGGCGGGUUUCUGCCGGGAGGCAGUCCUGGCGGUGACCUGGAAGGGCUGUCGGCAGGGGUGCGGCCGCGAGGAGCACGCCGGUGAGUGCCGGGUGACACCGCUCACGUGCCACACCCAGGGGUGUUUUUAUUUCCAUCCUUCUUUCCAGCUCCAGGCCUUAUGCCGCUGGGCUUCCCAAGAGCUGGCACAAGUGGUGGCCUUUCAUUUAAGUGAAAACGUGCAUGUCACAGUAUCCCUGCCUUGAGAGUUCAGGAAUCUUCUGGAUGUGUAGGAGGCUGUGGCUCUCAGGCCUAAUUCCCGUAUGAUGCCGUGGGACCGGACGUGGUCUCCAGGCUGACACGAUUAGUUUGAGGGAUCAUUUAUGCUGUGGCGGUGAGUUUUCUACUGGGGCUGGGGGCAUGUGUGUGCUUAUUUUGGCAGCAAAAGCUACAGACGUCAGGAACGAGCGUCAGAGCCUGAAGCAUGCCCGUUGUUUGCCUAAAGAUGUACGUAGUGGGGAGGGGAGGGGAGAGGGACGUUGGCUUGGAGUGGGAGCUCACCGGACUCGGUGAGUCUCUAGUCAUCCUGCCUGUCCUCUGACGGACAGCGCGUGGGGGCCCGCGGGCACCCGGACCGGCGGCCGCUGUCGUGUUUGGCUGGAGCAGAGCUGCCUUCCUGGAACAUUUGUCAGGCCCACGUGUGGUCCUGAUCCUGGGAGCGCUGCUGUCCGGCUGAGCUAGAGUCUAGAGCCACCGUCUAUGGAUAAUGAGUUUGCGGUGUCAGAGAGCACUUCUGGAAGCAUCGUGUGAGUCAGCAGGAAGGCGGGGUCCUAUUAAUCCAGCUUCACGUGCUGCAGGACUGCUGUGUCAGCCCCUUCACGUCCGCUAGGUUGGGAUGAGGCAACUCCGACUUCUUAGGGAGACAGUUGACAUCUGAACAGACCCCGCAGCUUAGAUGGCCUCGUGUGUUCGUGUUAUACAGGGCGUGCCGUGGGCCCCCCGACGCCCCCGCCUGCAGGCUCAUGCCAGGCAGGCUGGAUCGUGUGCGGCCCCCGAGCUCCAGGAAGUGAGCAGCAGAGGGGUCGCUGGUGAGGUCUGCCUGUUUCCAGGAUCUCCCCGCCCUGCCCUCGUGGGACAGGCUGUUGUCAGCUUUGCCAGGCUCGUCCCUCUCCAGGCUGGCCAGGGCUGAUGUCCCCACCCCCGUGCUGCUGGGCUGGAGGCGGCUCUGAGGGACUUUAGGUGACAUCAAGCUAUGAAUGCAAAACAGGGUGACCUCAGGGCCCAGGGAGGGCCCGUGUCCUGAGUAACAGGAGUUGGGGACGGAUCAGGGCAGCGCUCAGAAGCUCAUCGCGUUAGGAGGGCUGCUCACCAACGUUCCCAGGCAUUUUAAAGAAGGAGACGAGGCAGCACUUGUGUGUGGUAAGAUGCUUCUGUCUCAGCCACUGGGAAGGUGCACAUUUAUAGAGAAGUCAGUCACGGCAGUGACUAGGAAGUGACGUGGCCCAUGUGAUUCUGGGCAUGGCCGGGCACGGCGCCCCCGGUGGGCCACCUUAGCUCUGCGGCGAGGCUCAUCUGAUGGUGAAGACCCUGAAAUCCUAUCUGUGAUGUGAAGUCAGCGCCCUCUGCAAAUCCAUUUUCUCAGUAGCACUGACUUUGGUUAAGAGAGACCCAUCGUGCUCUUCUUGUCUAUCUCAGUGCCCUGUGUGGCAAGCCCAGAGCCCAGCACCCAGCCCUGUGCCAGUGACCGGAGAGGCCUUGAAAGUCACUCACCCACCCGUUUGCAGGGCUCACAUCCUGGGGACGGGGCGGGUGGGGGACCGAUGCUGGCCGAUGCCCGGGGGCUCUUGUAGCUGUGUCCACCUGGAGGCUGCAUCAACCGGCUUGGGCCCGUCCCAGGUGGUAGUGGAGAUGGUGAGUGAGCUAGAAAGGCCAGCUGACAGUAUCUGAUCACUGUCAGCUUAACUGGGGACGGGGAGAGGGGGCUCAGUGUUUACAGUAGCAACUCCGAGCCCCUGGGGGAAGGAGGCAGGACUGCCUAGCCGGCUUGGGCACCCUCCCCCCAUGGCACCCAGAGAGCAGCGCCUCGGCUGCUUGGGGUGGGGGUCAGUACCAGUUCUCUGAGGAAGAAGAGGUGGACACUGACCUCAGGAUCCCCGAUACUUUCUCUGUGCUCGUGUUUAAUUGUGAAUUGUAAGCUCUCUCAUGUUCGCAUUAAACAAAACGGAACCUAA